This is a messenger RNA of Chaetomium globosum CBS 148.51, 870 nucleotides long. RefSeq lists its product as uncharacterized. The transcript is spliced from 3 exons. The record is from RefSeq and is a predicted model, not a curated record. Lineage: Eukaryota; Fungi; Ascomycota; Sordariomycetes; Sordariales; Chaetomiaceae. Bases 1 to 870 code for a protein of 289 amino acids.
AUGUUCCACAGAACAGAGUGUAGCUUGCUAUCAGAGAGGCAUCAUAUGAUCCAGGAGUCCAGUAGGUCAGACCAAACGCACGCCACGCCCGACACUCCGCGUCUCAAAAACCUCAACUAUGCCGGCACCCACGGCUUCCCGGAGCACCCAGUCGAAAGCCAGCCCCUGAAACUCCUUCCACUUCUUCGUCCGGCCCGGCACGACGCCGGUAAACUCGCCCCUCGUCUUCUUCGCCAGAGCCACCUCGCUAUCACCGACAACGCCGCCGUCCCACUUCUCGCGGAGAUCCGACUCGGACAACUCCCGGUACUGAGUCUUUCGAAGCCGCGCCCUCAGCCCAACCCCCGCACCCCCCUCAUUCACCACGGUCAAAAACCCCCGCCCUCACCAACGCAUCCACCUCCCUCCCCUCAAACAACCCUUCCUCUUCCGCCCCUUCACGAUCAAAACAUGCCCACCCUCCCCGGAUGCGCCCUCAGCCACCCCACAAGCUCUCCCUCACCCCCUCCCCCAGCGCCACACACCCCAUCACCAUCCCCUCCAACGCGUGGGCCCCCACCCACCAGCUUCCCCCGGCAAAACCAAAACCUGGCCACCCCCCUUACCAUCACCACCGUCCAAUCCCACCACGCACCACCGUCGGGAAGCACCAACCUCCGGCACCUCCCCGCGCCGCUCCGCCGCAGCGAGCGCCCUCUCAGCAGCGGCGGGGGAGGAGGAGGAGGUGGAGGAGGAGGAUGUGGAUGUUCCCGAAGAGAGGAGGAGGGUGUGCAGGUGGGAGGCGGAAGUGAGCGGGGGGAGGGCGGCGCGGAAGUGGUGGAUGGUGGCGAGCAGCGUGGUGUGGAUGCCGCGUGCGGGGAGCGGGGGUGA